AAUCUUCAACCUCUAAUCUCCGUCCUUCCCAUCCCGGCACGUCUGUCCCCAUGCCCCCAAUCAUCUCCCCACCCCACAAAAGCUUGUCCGGUCUUGACAACACGGCCCUGCUCCCUGGCGAUGCCUCUUACGGCAGGGAUUCGCCCAUCUGAAACGCCGUGCCAUUCCCUCCCGAGUCAAGAUCUGCCGCCC
Messenger RNA from Ilyonectria robusta, 192 nucleotides. RefSeq lists its product as uncharacterized. The transcript is spliced from 2 exons. The annotation marks the transcript as partial. NCBI's taxonomy places the organism in Eukaryota, Fungi, Ascomycota, Sordariomycetes, Hypocreales, Nectriaceae. The record is from RefSeq and is a predicted model, not a curated record.